Achroia grisella is the source of this 560-nucleotide messenger RNA. RefSeq lists its product as uncharacterized. The transcript has a single exon. The record is from RefSeq and is a predicted model, not a curated record. NCBI's taxonomy places the organism in Eukaryota, Metazoa, Arthropoda, Insecta, Lepidoptera, Pyralidae. The coding region runs from base 81 to 560 and encodes 159 amino acids.
UGAACGCUCGCGACCAAUAACAGUUUAAAAUUGAACUAACCGUUUUAUACAACAGUUAAAUAUAUUGGUAUGUUAAUAAAAUGUGGUGGCGGAUAUUGACGUUUUGUGUUCUGGUAACUUUGGUGCUAUUUGUGGUUUUAAGUUGUAUACAAGACCGUCCAGUUGUGAAUCUCUUCUUCCGUCGGUGUUGCGAGGAUAACAUUGAAAACGAUCAGUUGAUCUUCGAAAAUUUCGGUGGCAACUUCCUCAAGGAACGACUGGUUGGUUUUGAUACUGUCGACAAUAGCUCUAUGGUCUCCAAAGAGGAUAUAGAAGAAUUUAUUGAAAAAUUAAACGUACAUAAUCCUGGAGAUAGAACGAGAUUAGAACUUGAUACAGAGAGAGAGAGAGAAAUGCUUGAUGACGAUAAAGAAGAUAUACUAAUAGAUAAUGAGACACUCAAAAAUGAAGCUUCGGAUAGUACAACUGAAAGUACAAUUUCAAUGUACACAGAUGCGGAAAAUACGACUGAAGUGACAAAAACGACUGCAGUAUACAAAAGUGUUGAUGUUUUAGGAUAA